Laccaria bicolor S238N-H82 is the source of this 201-nucleotide messenger RNA. RefSeq lists its product as uncharacterized. Bases 1 to 201 code for a protein of 66 amino acids. NCBI's taxonomy places the organism in Eukaryota, Fungi, Basidiomycota, Agaricomycetes, Agaricales, Hydnangiaceae. The transcript has a single exon. The record is from RefSeq and is a predicted model, not a curated record.
AUGCGCGACCUACUCCCAAUAGCACGAGCCAUCAUCAGGGCCCGCCAAAUGGUCCGCCAACGCCUCAUAUAUGAAACGCGUCGAAGACGUCCUCGGAAACGGCUGAGAACUCUACGCAGAAGGUCAAAAACUCCACUCCGAAUCUCACCAUUCCGCAAAAAAUUAGACACCCGGUCUUCGACGCAUAGCUGCACGACAUGA